This is a messenger RNA of Achroia grisella, 1949 nucleotides long. RefSeq names its product transmembrane protein 115. NCBI's taxonomy places the organism in Eukaryota, Metazoa, Arthropoda, Insecta, Lepidoptera, Pyralidae. Gene Ontology annotation, cellular component: Golgi apparatus; membrane. The coding region runs from base 301 to 1416 and encodes 371 amino acids. Gene Ontology annotation, biological process: retrograde vesicle-mediated transport, Golgi to endoplasmic reticulum. The transcript has 4 exons. The record is from RefSeq and is a predicted model, not a curated record.
UUGUGCGUCAUCUAAUUACAUACUUUCUCUACUAACUGGUUCUAAGUGAUUAUCGAAUUUCAUAUUUCACUGUAUCUACUGGAAUAAUCUAUUUUAGGAUACAUCCCUAAAUUACGUUACAUGUUUUCUAAAAAACUACAUGGGGAGAUCGAUAAAGUGUAAUAAGGAAUGAAAGAAGUUCUCCGUCUAUGUUAUAACCGGAAAUUAACUGUAACUGAACUUUUAUGUCGUAUUCUGUGAUUACAACUGUCAUAAUGAUGCCUUGACAUUUGUUUUGACAAUUAGUCAUCCGUCACAAAGAUGGCUGCACUAAGAGUGUUUAGUCGUAAUUUACCAUAUUUACGACAGCAAUUUUCAGCGUUAUUAGGAAACACUUCGCCUUCUGUAAAAUUUAUAUGUGUUGUUGUUAUUAUUGGCUAUAUAUUAUCUUUCUCCGAUGAUGUCGUGGACGUUUUAAGUGUUACUCCAGGCUAUUUGUUGCCACCUUCUUUUCAAUUGUGGUCUACUUUCACGUUCUGGUUUCUAGAGAUACAUUUGUGGGAGGUUGUGAUUGAUAUAAUUACUGUAGGGUUAUGUGGGAAGCUGAUAGAGCCGCUAUGGGGUCCGAUAGAGAUGAUGAAGUUCUUUUUCUUGACGAAUAUCGGAGUGGCAUUUCUAACAACAUUCUAUUAUUUAGUGAUAUUUGCUUGCACUGGACAAGCCUCGUAUCUAUUCGAUAUACAUGUCCACGGGUUAGCUGGUUACUUGGCUGCAGUAAGUGUAGCUGUCAAGCAGAUAAUGCCAGACCAUCUACUUAUAAAAACACCAUUAGGUAAAUUGACAAAUCGUUCACUACCACUGCUCAUUCUAAUAGCUGCAAUAAUUUUAUGGGCCAUCGGAGCUCUGGAGGGAACCUACCCAUGUAUGUGGGGCAGUGGAGUUAUACUAUCAUGGAUCUACUUAAGAUUCUGGCAACAGCACAGCAGUGGCACCAGAGGAGAUAUGGCUGAUAAUUUCAGCUUCGACAAUUUCUUUCCUACUGUUCUGCAGCCAGUAGUGAGAGGUAUACUGGGUCCCCCGCAUCGCUGUCUAGUGCGUAUUGGAUUAUGCUCCCCUAGUCCACGCAGGGUGCACCUUGCACUUAGCCCACGGGGUGUCACUAUUUCCAUGCCAGGUGUGGAACCACAGGAUAUGGAGAGGCGAAGACAAAUCGCGCUCAAAGCAUUGAGCGAGAGAUUAUCGAAGACAUCAGAACAAACGAGGCAGAAGAACUUAUCAACCAAAGUAAGUAUGGACGCUGUGAGAAAGAUGCAGCCUCCGCAUGUGAUACCGCAAUUCGCGGAGACUCCGUCGAGCAGUCAGGCAACAGCCCCUGCGGAGGUUACCCUCGUCGAUAUCAGCACAGAACCAAUCCCACCCACUACUAAGCAGUCAUGAUCUUCAAAGUCAAAUAUUACUUGAUAACGCUGUUCACAGAACCACUUAGAAAUAAGGCCUCUGUUAGUGACAAAGUCCAAAGCCGGUGUGAAUGAUAAACCGAAUUUACAUGGUUAUGAAUUGAGAUGACAUUUUUGUGAAGGUACAUAUUCAUCAACAGCUUUCAUACGUAUAUAUGCUCUGAAAUUAUCUCAUCCACAUUUCAUAAGUGUUCAUACUUACUGUUGCCUAUCCAUUUGUUACCUUCGACGGCUAAAUGGGUUAAUGGAUUUUAAUGAUUGUAUUUUUGAUAAAAAAACAAAGACGUUGAAACGAGCGAAAAAAGUUUGGACAGAAGUUGUGGAUGAUAGCUAGGCACUGAUGUAGUGACUGUGUUAAGAACAUUACACAGAUGUAAAAACUGCAAGCAUGUGCUUAUAUACAAUAUUUAGUAUAAGAGCAUGUUAAUAAACAAUAUGUAAUGAAAACCUUGAGUAAAUAUAAAUAUGUUUUAUUACACAGAGCAAUGUUACAUGUAAUCAUCUAGUAAGUUU